Messenger RNA from Cheilinus undulatus (humphead wrasse), 9033 nucleotides. Its product is annotated as myosin-10-like. Gene Ontology annotation, cellular component: myosin complex. The record is from RefSeq and is a predicted model, not a curated record. Lineage: Eukaryota; Metazoa; Chordata; Actinopteri; Labriformes; Labridae. The transcript is spliced from 45 exons. Gene Ontology annotation, molecular function: cytoskeletal motor activity; actin filament binding; ATP binding. The coding region runs from base 169 to 6213 and encodes 2014 amino acids.
GAUGGUGGGGGAGUACCACUGAUGAGAGAGCGGGCGGAAGAAGGGACUAUUUUAGCACGCAUUGGAGGAUUAUUUCAUUUACCUACUGAACACAAAUAAACACCCGAGAGGGUUUAUUUGUCUCGUUUGUGGUGACCCAGCUUGUAUUGCUUCUGGUCUCCAGCAGCAAUGUCACAGAGGAGUGGGCAGGAGGACCCGGAGCGGUUCCUCUUUGUGGACCGCGCUGUGGUCUACAAUCCAGCUGCACAGGCCGACUGGACUGCAAAAAGGCUAGUAUGGAUCCCAUCAGAGCGCCACGGCUUUGAGGCAGCAAGUAUUCGUGAGGAGCGGGGAGAUGAGGUGGUGGUGGAGCUAGCAGAGAAUGGAAAGAAAGCAGUGGUCAAUAAGGACGACAUCCAGAAGAUGAACCCGCCAAAGUUCAGCAAAGUAGAGGACAUGGCCGAACUCACCUGCCUCAAUGAAGCCUCUGUGCUUCACAACCUCAAAGACCGAUACUACUCUGGCCUCAUAUAUACAUACUCCGGUCUCUUCUGUGUGGUUAUAAACCCAUACAAAAACCUGCCCAUCUACUCAGACAACAUCAUUGAGAUGUACAGGGGCAAAAAGAGACACGAAAUGCCACCUCACAUCUAUGCCAUCUCAGAGUCUGCAUACAGAUGCAUGCUACAAGAUCGAGAGGACCAAUCCAUUCUUUGCACAGGGGAAUCAGGAGCUGGCAAGACAGAAAACACAAAAAAGGUCAUUCAGUACCUGGCACAUGUUGCCUCCUCCCACAAAGGAAGAAAAGACCACAACAUUCCUCCAGAAUCACCCAAACCCGUGAAACUACAGAGUGGACCCCUGUUUUAUGGGGAAUUGGAGCGUCAGCUUUUACAAGCCAACCCUAUCCUUGAAUCUUUUGGGAAUGCUAAGACAGUAAAAAAUGACAACUCUUCGCGUUUUGGGAAAUUCAUCCGGAUCAACUUUGAUGUCACUGGUUACAUUGUUGGAGCAAAUAUUGAAACCUACCUACUGGAGAAAUCCAGAGCUAUUCGUCAAGCCAAAGAUGAACGCACCUUCCACAUUUUCUACCAGUUGCUUGCUGGAGCUGGAGAACACCUCAGGUCGGACCUGCUUUUGGAAGGAUUUAACAACUAUCGUUUCCUUUCCAAUGGCAACAUCCCCAUCCCGGGCCAGCAGGACAAAGACAACUUCCAGGAGACCAUGGAGGCCAUGCACAUCAUGAGCUUUGGCCAUGAUGAGAUACUGGCCAUGUUGAAGGUGGUGUCCUCAGUGCUUCAGUUUGGGAACAUUGUCUUUAAGAAAGAGAGGAACACUGACCAGGCCUCCAUGCCUGACAAUACUGCUGCUCAGAAGCUGUGUCAUCUGCUGGGAAUGAAUGUAAUGGAGUUUACCAGAGCCAUCUUGUCCCCAAGGAUCAAAGUGGGAAGAGACUACGUCCAGAAAGCUCAGACUAAAGAGCAGGCUGACUUUGCUGUAGAAGCUCUUGCUAAAGCAACAUACGAGCGUCUGUUUCGCUGGCUGGUCCAUCGUAUUAACAAAGCUCUGGACAGAACCAAGCGCCAGGGUGCCUCCUUCAUCGGCAUCCUUGACAUUGCGGGUUUUGAGAUUUUCCAGCUGAACUCAUUUGAACAAAUGUGUAUCAACUAUACCAAUGAGAAGCUGCAGCAGCUCUUCAAUCACACCAUGUUCAUCCUGGAGCAGGAGGAAUAUCAGAGAGAGGGCAUUGAGUGGAGCUUCAUUGACUUCGGCCUCGACCUGCAACCCUGCAUCGACCUUAUUGAGAGGCCGGCAAACCCUCCAGGAGUUUUGGCACUACUUGAUGAAGAAUGCUGGUUCCCAAAGGCGACAGACAAGACCUUUGUAGAUAAGCUGAUCCAGGAGCAAGGCACACACACCAAGUUUCAGAAGCCGCGGCAACUCAAAGAUAAGGCCGACUUCUGCAUCAUCCACUACGCUGGCAGGGUGGACUACAAGGCAGACGAGUGGCUGAUGAAAAACAUGGACCCCCUGAAUGAUAACGUCGCCACACUCCUGCAUCAGUCAACAGACAAGUUUGUGGCUGAACUUUGGAAAGAUGAGAUUCAGACCAUUCAAAGGGCUUCAUUCUAUGACAAUGUCACUAGUCUGGAUGAGCCAGCAGUUGAUCGUAUUGUGGGCCUGGACCAGGUAGCAGGGAUGAAUGAGACAGCUUUCGGUGCCACCUACAAAACGAAAAAGGGCAUGUUUAGAACAGUGGGACAGCUGUAUAAGGAGUCACUCACCAAGCUCAUGGCUACACUGAGGAACACAAACCCCAACUUUGUCCGCUGCAUCAUCCCCAACCACGAAAAAAGGGCGGGUAAACUGGAGCCUCACCUGGUUUUGGACCAGCUCAGGUGUAAUGGCGUCCUUGAAGGAAUUCGAAUCUGCAGACAGGGCUUCCCCAACCGCAUCGUCUUCCAGGAGUUCAGACAGAGGUAUGAAAUCCUGACACCCAAUGCCAUUCCAAAGGGGUUCAUGGACGGGAAACAGGCCUGUGAAAGAAUGAUCCAAGCUUUGGAGUUGGACCUGAAUCUUUUCCGCAUUGGUCAGAGUAAGAUCUUCUUCAGAACUGGAGUCCUGGCGCACCUGGAGGAGGAGAGAGAUCUGAAGAUCACUGACAUCAUCAUCUACUUCCAGUCCAUGUGCAGGGGAUAUCUGGCACGCAAGGCUUUUGCUAAGAAGCAGCAGCAGCUGAGUGCACUAAAGGUCCUCCAGAGGAACUGUGCUGCUUACCUGAAGCUGCGACACUGGCAGUGGUGGAGACUUUUCACCAAGGUGAAGCCUCUGCUGCAGGUCACCAGGCAGGAGGAGGAGAUGCAGGCCAAAGAUGAGGAGCUGAUAAAGGUGAAGGAGAGACAGCUAAAAGUGGAGAAUGAGCUAGUGGAGAUGCAGAGGAAACACCAACAGCUCCUCGAAGAGAAGAACAUUCUUGCAGAGCAACUCCACGCUGAGACAGAGCUAUUUGCAGAAGCUGAAGAGAUGAGAGUCCGUCUACUGUCCAGGAAGCAAGAGUUGGAGGAGAUCCUUCAUGAUUUAGAGUCGAGGGUGGAGGAGGAGGAGGAGAGGAACCAGAGCAUGCAGAAUGAGAAGAAGAAGAUGCAGUCACACAUCCAGGACUUGGAGGAGCAGCUUGAUGAAGAGGAAGCUGCAAGACAAAAACUUCAGCUGGACAAAGUGACAGCUGAAGCAAAGAUCAAGAAAAUGGAGGAGGACAUUCUCCUUCUAGAGGACCAGAACUCAAAGUUCCUCAAGGAGAAAAAGCUGCUGGAGGACAGGAUUAGUGAGAUGACCUCCCAGCUGACAGAGGAGGAGGAGAAAGCAAAGAACCUCGGCAAAGUCAAGAACAAGCAGGAGAUGAUGAUGGUCGACCUGGAGGAGCGCUUAAAAAAGGAGGAGAAAACACGGCAGGAGCUGGAGAAAGCCAAACGCAAACUAGAGGCUGAGACAACUGACCUGCAGGACCAAAUUGUCGAGCUUCAGGCUCAGAUCGAGGAGCUGAAGAUCCAGCUAACCAAAAAGGAAGAGGAGCUGCAGACCUCUCUCGCCAGGAGUGACGAGGAGACAGUCCAGAAGAACAACGCCUUAAAGCAGGUUCGGGAGCUGCAGGCGCAACUUGGUGAGCUUCAGGAGGACCUGGAAUCAGAGAAAAUGUGUCGAACUAAAGCUGAAAAACUCAAAAGGGACUUGAGCGAGGAGCUUGAGGCUCUAAAGACGGAGCUGGAGGACACGCUGGAUACCACCGCUGCCCAACAGGAGCUCAGGUCAAAGCGAGAGCAGGAGGUGGCAGAGCUGAAGAAAGCCAUAGAUGAGGAGACCAAAAACCAUGAGGCUCAGAUUCAGGACAUGAGACAGAGGCAUGCUGCUGCACUGGAGGAACUGUCCGAGCAGCUGGAACAGGCCAAAAGAUUUAAGGCUAACCUGGAGAAGAACAAGCAGAGUUUGGAGAGUGACAACAAAGAGAUGGCCUGUGAGGUAAAGAGUCUGCAGCAGGCGAGGACAGAGUCUGAACAUAAGAGGAAGAAACUGGAGGCCCAGCUGCAGGAGUUUAUGGCCAGAGCCACCGAGGUUGAGCGGGCCAAAGGAGAGCUGGCUGAUCGCUCACACAAACUCCAGGCCGAAUUGGACAAUGUGACAGCUUUACUGGAGGAGUCUGAGAAAAAGGGUGUCAAAAUGGCCAAGGAAGUGGACAAACUGAACAGCAAACUACAGGAUUUAGAGGAGUUGAGGCAGGAGGAGACGCGUCAGAAACUCAAUCUGAGCGGCCAAAUCCGUCAGCUUGAGGUGGACAAGAACAUGCUGCUGGAGCAGCAGGAGGAAGAUGAGGAGGCCCGACGCAACCUGGAGAAGCAGCUGCAGACAGUGCAAACACAGCUGUUCGAGACUAAGAAGAAGCUAGAUGAAGAUAUGGGAGUGAUGGAGGGCCUGGAGGAGUCUAAGAGAAAACUCCAGAAGGAUGUGGAGCAGACCACUCAGCGUCUGGAGGAGAAGACUAUGGCCAUGGACAAGAUGGAGAAGACCAAGAACAGGCUACAGCAGGAACUGGACGACCUGAUGGUCGACCUGGACCACCAGAGACAGAUUGUCUCCAACCUGGAGAAGAAACAGAAGAAGUUUGACCAGCUGCUGGCUGAAGAAAAGACUAUCUCAGCUCGAUAUGCUGAGGAGCGGGACAGAGCAGAGGCCGAGGCCAGAGAGAAGGAGACCAAAGCUCUUUCUAUGGCCAGAGCUCUGGAGGAAGCACUGGAAGCCAAGGAGGAACUGGAGAGGUUUAACAAGCAGCUUCGUGCUGAGAUGGAGGAUCUGAUGAGCUCCAAAGAUGAUGUGGGAAAGAAUGUCCACGAACUGGAGAAGUCAAAGCGAACACUGGAGCAACAAGUGGAGGAGAUGAGGACGCAGCUUGAAGAGUUGGAGGAUGAGCUACAAGCCACAGAAGAUGCCAAGUUGCGUCUUGAGGUCAACAUGCAGGCCAUGAAGGCCCAGUUUGACCGCGACCUGCAGGCAAGAGAUGAGCAGGGAGAGGAGAAGAAGAGGGCACUCGUUAAACAGGUACGUGAGAUGGAGGCAGAGCUGGAGGACGAGAGGAAACAGAGAACUCUGUCUGUCGCCGCCAAGAAGAAGCUGGAGAUGGACCUAAACGAGGUGGAGGGACAGAUCGAAGCUGCCAACAAAGGCAGGGACGAGGCUAUUAAACAGCUCCGAAAACUACAGGCUCAGAUGAAGGACUAUCAGCGGGAGCUGGAGGAGGCCAGAGCUUCCAGGGAUGAAAUCUUCAGCCAGUCUAAGGAGAACGAGAAGAAACUCAAGAGUCUAGAAGCUGAGAUCCUACAGCUACAAGAGGAUCAUGCAGCGUCAGAGAGGGCCCGUAGACAUGCUGAGCAGGAGAGAGAUGAGCUGGCUGAUGAGAUCUCCAACAGCGCUUCUGGAAAGUCAUCACUUCUGGAAGAGAAGAGAAGGCUGGAGGCUCGAAUUGCCCAGUUAGAGGAGGAGCUGGAGGAGGAGCAAGGUAACAUGGAGCUGCUCAACGACCGCUUCAAAAAGACAACCAUGCAGGUCGACAGCCUGAACGCUGAGUUGUCCACAGAGCGCAGCACAGCUCAGAAAAGCGAGAAUGCAAGGCAGCAGAUGGAGCGGCAGAACAAGGAAUUGAAAGCGAAGCUGGCAGAGCUGGAGGGAGCUGUCAAGUCGAAGUUUAAGGCGUCUAUCACCUCCCUGGAAGCAAAGAUCCUGCAGCUAGAGGAGCAGCUUGAGCAGGAAGCAAAGGAAAGAGCAGCAGCCAACAAAAUUGUCCGUCGUACGGAGAAGAAACUGAAGGAGGUGAUGAUGCAGGUGGAAGACGAGCACCGUCACUCUGAACAGUACAAGGAGCAGAUGGAGAAAGCCAACACUCGUAUGAAGCAGCUGAAGCGCCAGCUGGAGGAGGCGGAGGAGGACGCCACCAGGGCCAACGCCACCCGCAGGAAGCUGCAGAGGGAGCUAGACGACGCCACCGAGGCUAGCGAGGGUCUAACUCGGGAGGUCAACUCCCUGAAGAACCGUCUCAGGCGUGGUGGUCAGGUUAGCAGCUUCUCCUCCAGCCGUUCAGGCCGCCGCAACCUCAACUUGGAUGGUGCCUCUGUCGACAUGUCAGACGAUGACGCCGACAGCCGUUCAGGAGACUUCAAUGAGACACCAACUGCCAACGCCGAAUAAAACACAGAGACCCUCACAUUCCUUGCCUCCCCUUUCUUUUCUCUCCUCCACACCUUUCACCUCAUCCACCCGUAACCCACACCCUGCUUCCCUGAAAAAAGAUCCUUUGCAUCACUGUUGUCCUUUUUCAUUUCAAACCGCUAACUGGAUAGAAACUGUGGAGUUAAGAGCUGAGUGCUCCUGGCAGCACGCCUCAGCCCUUUUUGUAUCAGUCAACACUGCAGGGAAAGUCCAGCGCCCUCCUCUGAAGAGAAGCCUCUCCUCCUGAGAGUCACAGAGGAAACUGACAACUCCGCCUUACCCUGCUCUCCUCAAGCAAGCUGCUAGUCCUGGCUCAACUCUGUCAUUCAUCUCAACACGCUGACUCAAAUCUCCCCUCCAUCAGGUGUGAAGUUACCUGCUUAUUGAGAAAGUCUGCAUAGGUGCAAAGUGCUUUUUAUACAUAUGAAACUCUGUGUGUGUGAUGUAGGCGGAGGCUGUGAGGUGUAGGCACAUUCAUAAUAUAAUCCAUGUGAGUGCACUCCUUAGUGGAAAUGCAGGACUACAAGGAAACGUAUUUCACUCUGGUGUUGUUCUAUGUAUUCAUGCUCACUAGUUGUGUAAAAGUCAUCCCAUACACUCAACACACUCCCUCCUCCCAGUGUUCAGUCUGACAGUCCUUUAAAAACAUGAAGUCCAAAAGUGAAGGUCACUUUGGCCUUUGUACGACCACACAGGCUGCUUGUGUUGCAUGAGUCUCUGAAACUGAUCAGCUUCUACACUAGAGCACUACAGGAGCCACUAACACCUCGGGACAUGCAAUACAUGGACUCUGAAUUGAAAGUAUUACUGUGAAACAUACGUAGGUAUUCUAUUUUACUUCAUCUCAACAUUUAGUAAGGAAUGUGGAGCUGGGUUUAACUGAGAAUCUCACUAGUUUUCCCUGUUUUUAAUGAUAACCACUAUUUUAAAACACUAUUUUUCUUUUCUGUGGAGUGGUGGGGGCUGGGAAUGAUGCAAAUAUGCUGGAAAAAUGCACAAAACUGCUCACAAAUUAUAACUGGAAACCAACAGAAGACUAAAGAAAAGCUCAUUUGGAAACACUAAAGAGGCAGUCAAUGUUUUCAGUGUAACACUUAAUGGAAAGAGCACAGCUAUAUCAUGUAGUCUGAUUAGAGAUAGAGGCAAAUUGAAAAGAAUUCUCACUUUAUUUCAGUGUUUGUGCCUAGCCACAGUUUGUGCUUUAGUCACAUUUGAGUCAAAGAGCUAAAGACAAAGGUUUUCAAUAGGCUGUGAACUUUGAAAGGUCAUUUAACAAUGUUUAAAACUGCCAUCAUCACAUCUGGGUUAAUAAAAUAUUCAAGUUACACAUCUGUAAUGUGUUGUUAGCCAGCAGGGAUGAAAUUUGACUUCUUUCCAAAGUAAUGACUAGUGAUUUUUAACAGAAGGAAUUGUGAGUUGUAUUGUAAAUGCAGAUUUUAAUUUUUAGUCAUAUUUACCCAGAAUCAUGCCAUAUUCUUUCAUUUUUACUGAUUCUAAUCAAUGUUUCAUUAGUUUUGUUCUGAACGCCCACUGUAAAAAGUAAUUUCUAGCUCACUGGAUUAAAAAUGCAGAAACAGAUUUUAAAGUCUUUAACUAAGAAGUGUCUUCACAAAACCUUAUAUGUUGUUGAAAUCCAGAUAGCUACACCCCUGUGGCCUGCUCCUUAAUCUGACUGAAGACUACACCAGCCACCACAAGCGUAGCAGACCCUUGUUCUGGGAUCCAGUUGCAUUGUGGGAGAAGUAGUCAGUAGGUAUGGACAAGGAAAAAGACUUUCUGGGAUUAAAACAGAUUUGUAAUGCAGCUCUGCUGCAUCAAUUUUAGCCUGUUUUGGGGCUUUAUUGUACCAGAGAUUGAAUCUUAAAGAUAUUUCAUCCAUGCUGGCUCAAAAAAAGCAGUUGUAAAAAAAUGGGAAUAUUCUUUCAUCCAAUUGUUGAAGGCCCAGGCAUUUGAGGAAACCUCUUUGUAGCUCAAAUGUUCUGCAAACAUUGAUGACCAAGCAGCAAAAAGAUUUUGGUAGAUGAAGCUCAACUGAACAGAACUGACCAGAUACUGGUAACCAUCAGACAGGUCGUCUUCCAACAAGUCUUCUUUUACUUUCCUUGUGAUUUUAGUUCCUUUAAUAACAAUUUUAGCAGGUGAAGAAAGGUUCAACAGUUAAAACCACUACAGUGUGAAACUGCCCUGGAAGGGCUCCUAUAUCCAUCUGUCAGUUUCACUUAGGUCUUUUAUUCUGGAUGUGAAGGUUAGGACGGCUGUGUUCUUUGCCCUUCUCCUCAAAUGUCAACAGUUUGUCUUAGUGCCUUAGACACUAAAUAAGAACAGAAGAAGGAUUUCAUUACCCUGAUGAGAUGAAACAGGUACUCAAAGCAGAUGUUCAACACUUGUUCUUUCAUUCUUUUGUAUUUUUCUGCUGUGCUUCAUAUCAUAUCCGCAGUGGACCUCUGGGCUAAUAAUCAAACUGGAAUGCUGAUUUUGAUUCAAACAGGUUCACUGGUGAGGCAGAGAACUCUGCACCUGCGUUUCUCAGAAUUUUGCCUGUACUAAGAAAUUUUAGUACCGAAUUAUUGUGAGAAAUGAUGCAACGCACGGGAUUUCAUUUGGUUGGAAGCUUUAUCAUCAACAAGUAGUUAACUCAUUUUUAUUUUAUUAUUAUUAUCCAGCUGGCUGUUGACAACCAGGCAUUCAACUGCAAAUACUCCCAUCAUAUUAUUUCCUGUAUACCUGUAUUUCUAGACAGUGAUUGUUUUGUUUUGUUUGUUUUUGUAAAAGGAAAAUAAAGCAUAUUCAUUGUAGCUG